ACUUGAGGACACGGGCCCCGCAACCAGAUGGUCCGCAGGAGAGCCGCCAGCUCCAGCCGCAGCUCCGGGAGCGGGAGAGCCCCGCCGCGCCGCACGGACUGAGCCGCCCGGGCGGGCAGCGCAGCGGGGCCGUGCCCAGCGCCGGGCUCGGGAGACCCCCACCCGACGGCGGCCGCUCGAUCCCGUGCCGGGGGGGCCCCCCGCGCCGUCUUCUCCUCCCCGCAUCCCCCUUUGCUUUCAUGCAACGCCUGGUGGCCUGGGACGCAGCAUGCCUCCCCAUUCAGCCGCCCGCCUUUAAAUCCAUGGAAGUGGCUAAUUUCUAUUACGAGGCGGACUGUCUGGCUGCUCUCAACAAGCUGCACCCGCGGGCGGCCGGGGGCCGCUCCAUGACCGAGCUUACCGUAGGGGACCACGAGAGAGCCAUUGACUUCAGCCCCUAUCUGGACCCCUUAGCAGCAUCCCAGCAGCCGGCGCAACCGCCGCCUCCCGCAGCAGCAGCAGGGGGCAACUUUGAGCCUGCCUGCAGUAGCGGCGGCCAAGAUUUCCUUUCCGAUCUCUUCGCCGAGGACUAUAAAGGCAGCGGCGCCGGCAAGAAGCCCGACUACACCUACAUCAGCCUCGCCCGGCACGGCCACCCGUGCGGCAGCCAGAGCCACAAGCCGGGGGGGCUGCCGGGCUGCUUUCCGCCCCAGAUCGUGGAGACCAAAGUGGAGCCUGUCUUCGAGACCCUGGACUCUUGCAAAGGGCCCCGUAAGGAAGAAGGGGGAGCGGGGCCGGGACCGGGGGGCAUGUCCUCGCCCUACGGCAGCACCGUGCGCUCCUACCUGGGCUACCAGUCGGUGCCGAGCGGCAGCAGCGGGAACCUGUCCACCUCGUCCUCUUCCAGCCCCCCCGGCACCCCGAACCCCUCCGAGUCCUCCAAGUCGGCCGCCGGGGCCGGGGGCUACUCGGGGCCGCCGGCGGGAAAGAACAAGCCCAAGAAGUGCGUGGACAAACACAGCGACGAGUACAAGCUGCGCCGGGAGCGGAACAACAUCGCGGUGCGCAAGAGCCGCGACAAAGCCAAAAUGCGCAACCUGGAGACGCAGCACAAAGUCUUAGAACUGACGGCCGAGAACGAGAGGCUGCAGAAGAAGGUGGAGCAGCUCUCCCGGGAGCUGAGCACCCUCAGGAACUUGUUCAAACAGCUUCCCGAGCCCCUGCUCGCCUCCUCGCCCCGCUGCUGACCCCCGCGCCGGGCCGCGGGGCGAGCCGAGCGCUGCCCCCCUACGCCCUCCUCCCGGGACCGGGCUGCGUUUUCGGUUUCGUUGGGGGUUUCGUUGUUGUUGUUGUUUGUUGUUGUUUCGGUCUCUAUUUGCUUCCCCCCUCUAUCCCCGGGGCCAGGGGGCGGCGGGCGGCGCGGGGAGGGGGAGGGGGAAGGCCGUGGCCCCGGGGCUCUGCUGGGCGCUGGGGUUAUUUAAAACGGCGAGAGGAGAGCGAGGGUGAAGUGAUGCAAUCCUUUAAGCAUGGCUGGGAAUGCUGUGUACAUGAUGCAAUCUCGUGUAACUGUCAGUCAUGGAUUGAGUAAUCUGUUAAAGAUGUUCCUACAGUUUUUUUUUAUUAUAAAGAAUAAUCUAUUUCUAUAAGAAAAUACAUAUGUAUAUUUUGGGAUCUAUGCAUUCUUGCUACAUUUGAAGCAUUAAUGAACGAUUUUAAUAAACUUUAUGACUAGGUUAAAAAAAGUAGCUUGUUUUAUUUUGAGGGUACGUUUCAAGUCAGAUGAAAUGCAGGGCUGACAUUCCAGCUGGAUCUGGCUCGGUGCUGCCAGCAGGGAUAGGACUCGCGUUGGUCUUUUGGCUUUCUCUGUGACUGAGAAAAACAGAAACAAAAACCCCAGGAGAAACCCAGCAAAGAGCAGAGCUGGAGGCUUCAGCCAGUUUUCAUCGUCUCAUUUUGGUUCCUCUAAUCACUUGCUUGAGCUGCCUCUUGGGUAUUGUCUGGGAAGAGGUGUUUGUUUGGGGUGGUGUUUUUUGCAUUUCUUGCUGUUUCCAGUGUGCAGAGCGAGGUGUGCUGUCCAAACCAUGACUGAUCUGGUGAAGUAACUGCAAGGCUGAAGUGGGAAGAAAAAUUUACAGGAAUAAACAUGGGAAAGUAGUGCUUCUGUUGGAUGUCGGUAAUGUGGUCCCUGCUCGGAAGCUCUCGCGAAAGCCACCAG
This is a messenger RNA of Lagopus muta (rock ptarmigan), 2194 nucleotides long. RefSeq names its product CCAAT enhancer binding protein beta (gene CEBPB). The record is from RefSeq and is a predicted model, not a curated record. Bases 240 to 1226 code for a protein of 328 amino acids. The transcript has 2 exons. Gene Ontology annotation, molecular function: DNA-binding transcription factor activity, RNA polymerase II-specific; RNA polymerase II cis-regulatory region sequence-specific DNA binding. NCBI's taxonomy places the organism in Eukaryota, Metazoa, Chordata, Aves, Galliformes, Phasianidae. Gene Ontology annotation, biological process: DNA-templated transcription; regulation of transcription by RNA polymerase II; regulation of cell differentiation.